CUUGCAAUCAGUUUCAUCUGGAUUUGACGCAGAAGAGAGAGGAGCAGGAGGGUGACAGCGGGGAGUUGUUCCUGCUCUGAGACUGGUUUGGGUUGUCACGCGCUUUCCACUGGAAACGAUGCAUUUUAGUAACAGAAAAUAAGUAGGUAGCCACUAAGAUAAACAAAAGGGACAAGUGGGAAUAUAAAGGCGUCGCAACAGAAAAACUUCGCAGGAUGAACGAACAGAACGACACAACGUUUAAAACCACGGGAAUCAAGUGGCUACUGCCUGUCACUGGAUACUUAGGCUUACAACUUGAACAGGUAAACUUUUUGGCUUGCCAACUGUUUGCCCUGGCUGCUGCCUUCUGGUUUCGCCUCUACCUCAGUCCUAGCCAUGCCAGCCCCCUGGUCAGGCACGCUGUGGCCACGCUCCUCGGUGUUGCUUUUCUCAUCUUCUGCUACGGAUGGUACUCGACUCAUAUCCUGAUCAUGGUGAUGGCAAGCUACUUGAUCAUCAUUAAAUGUGACAUCAACAAUGUACACAGGUACUCCCUGGUGACGGCCAUGGGCUAUCUGACACUGUGCCACGUGCACCGAGUCAUUAUCUUUAACUAUGGGAUACCAUCCACUGACUUCUCUGGACCAUUGAUGAUUAUAACCCAGAAGAUCACCAUACUGGCUUUCCAGCUCCAUGAUGGUAUGUGUAAGAAAAGUGAACAUCUGACAUCGGAACAGAAGCUUUUGGCUAUAAAUGUGAGGCCUUCUCUCAUUGAAUACUUGAGUUAUAAUCUGAACUUCCUGAGUGUGUUGGUGGGGCCUUGCAGUAAUUAUAAGGAUUACACAGACUUCAUAGAGGGCAGGCACAUCAGCAGGAGGCUCAGACAGCACACUGGCACAUGUAAUGGGCAGAACGGCUACGAUAAGACACUGGAUAUAUCACCUCAUAACGCAGUUGGUCGAAAGCUACUGGUCUGCUCCGGCUGUAUGCUCUUCUACCUCGUUAUUACUCAGUCCUUGCCGAUAAAGUUUAACACCAAUGCCGACUUUGUCAGCCAUGCUCCAUUCCUCACCAGGCUUACGUACGCUUUCUUCUCUAUACAAGCAGCAAGACCUAAAUUCUACUUUGCCUGGACGCUUGCGGAUGCAGUGAACAACGCUGCAGGUUACGGUUUUCAGGGGAUGGAUGAAAAUGGAAAAGCGUCCUGGGAUCUUGUCUCCAAUAUCAACAUCAUUGGGAUUGAGAAAGCAACCAGCUUCAAGACUUUCAUAGACAACUGGAAUAUUCAAACUGGGAUUUGGCUCAAAGCGGUGUGUUAUGACCGAGCCCCCAAACACCAGUUAGCGUUGACCUUCAUCCUGUCUGCGCUGUGGCACGGUGUAUAUCCAGGGUACUACUUCACCUUCCUCACUGCUAUCCCCAUCACCAUAGCAGCACGAGCCAUACGGAAGUCUGUUCGGCAUUUCUUCCUGGAUUCCAGAGCCCUGAAACUGGGUUAUGACAUCUUAACUUGGGCAGCAACACAGCUGGCCAUCUGCUACACUGUCAUGCCUUUUCUUCUUCUUUCGCUAGACGACACAAUUGUUUAUUACAGGUCUAUGUACUUCCACGUCCACAUCAUCAGCAUUCUGGCUGCGAUCGCUCUGAGUCAGAAACAUAAACCCAGAGAACCCUCUGCCACUACCAAGUCCUUUCCCCCCGUCUCCUCCUCCUCCUCUUCUCCGUGCUCAGCCCAGUGCCAGCCUGUUCACUCCAACAACAAUGACAAAUUAGACUGAAAAUCCCCUUCUUCGGGUUGUUUUAAGUGGCUCUCAGUGUUCUCACAAAGACAAGUGGGUUUCUUUGGAGGUUGUUCAGUCUACUUAAAGUGGGAAACAUUGUGCUAUUUAUUUUUUGGGAUAAUACAGAGUGAAGAAAUAGGACCAAAACUUUGAUAGUGCAGUUCCACGCAGGAUUUUCUACCUGGAUGUGCACAAGAAGAGCCUUCUGUCAUGUUAGAAGAUUGAGACAUUACAUAAGCCUAACAGGAAGGCUGGAAAGAGUAACAUAAGCUGAGGGAAUGUCUCUGGUGCCACCAAUGCCAGAAUGCUGACCUCUCUUCACACUUUCUCCCCUGCUGCCCAUCUUAACACCAGUGUGCAACAACAAUGCAGCAAUGUGAAGAGAAAAACCAAGGCUCACUUUCAUUCCUGUCCUCGGUCUGCGCUGUCCCACUGACGGGUGGGAUCGAAGCCAGCACAGAGGGUGGGCACAAAUACCAGGGCACAAACACACGGUCUCAUCUAUAAACAGACAUUUGUAAGGAAAUAUGCACACAUUGUAUCAGACAUGCAUGCACUUGACCACACUCUGAUGGUACACAAAGGCUGUCCUUGUGAGGCCACAAAAGAGCUGCACCCGCUGCACCCACUUUACCCACAGGAUGCUGUAGAUGUGCAUGUUGGUCUGCCUACAGUUACAAACCACCAACCUCUAUCAGUGACCCUGUGUGUGACUGUCAGUAUUACUCCCAUUGCUUUCUGGCCUGAAUGAAAACCACAAGAAAUACUAACUUUUAACCAUUACUGCUGUAGAGAAGACUCCCAGGCAAUAGGGCAGCUCCUCCAGGUGAGGAGGUUUAUUAUAGAUAAUCUCAGACUUCAGCUGUGUACCUGUAAACGUAAAGGAAAAUGUUACAUAAUAAUUACAUAGUUUAAUAUUACAAACAUCUUUCUGAGCUGAAACAAGAAUUUAACAGAGUGACACUCUUCUGUUUUAGUACCUAUCAUGUGCAUGGUGCUGGAUACCUGUAACCAUGAUAGAGAGCAAGAGGACAAAAAGCAGGGGGAAUGGCAGAAAUAUAUAUGAAGACAGUAUGAAAAUGUGUAUUUAUUCUUGGUGGAAGCACAGUGUGCUCUUUCCAUGGGUAAGAGGUUGAUUGAACAGUGACAUCUGGUGGUCGUCCUGUGUGAGCCGAGCUGAAUGAGCUCUGACUGAAACCGCCAAACUUAAUCAUCUUCCGAUGCUACGUUAUCCCCCCCCCCCUUCCACUAGAUUUUAUUCCUGCAUGAUUUAAGAUGAUAGAACAGAGAUUAGGGUUUUGGUUAUGGAUUAAGCACAGUAAGAGAAAGCAAAAAGAUACCCUCACCUUUUUUAUUUCUUUCUCAUAUCAAAUAUUUGGCACUGAUGACAUGUUUGAGAGUUUUAAAAGUGAUUUGUUAACGGUGCUAGUACAGCUUUCAGCUACAUUUGUGUUUACAUUUUAAUAUGCAUUGCUAGAAAUGCUAUCAGGUUAGGAUGCAACAAUGCCUGAUGAAGGAAAUUAUGCUAAAAAAAAUGUAUGUUUCCAACUGAAAAUGCAAUUUCUGCCUGGGUAUAGUUUGUCAGUACACCUAAUCAGGAUAGAGAGACAAUCUUAAUACAUUUUGUAACUUCUUGAUUUGUAAGAAAGUUUUAACUACUAGAAAAAUGUUCAUUUUGGACUUACAUGUUAGAUGGACUCUUCUCCUUGUCCUUAAUAUGUAAAGGAGCAAAGCUGAACCAUAGUGGAAGAGAAAAUAAAUACUGAUGAUGAAGCUUUGCUGUGUAGUUGCUGAAUCCAGUUCAGAUAUGAGAUGCCAUGAUGAUAGAGGCUUGAGUUAAUUUAAUAUCAAUUCAUUAAACACUACCGAUAUUUUAAGCAUUUAAGAUGCAAAUUAGCUGAUUCUAUUUCUUAUGUGAUUAAAGAUGUCGCUGUUGUUGAUUAUGUUAACUGCAAAGUGCACCAGAGUACCUCUGAUGGAGUUAAUAGAAUAAUCAUAACUGUGGGGAUCAGUCAACUGUGUAUUUCUUUGCAAGAUGUAAUUUUGAAGCAAAUUAUUAACAUUUACAGCUGAAUCUGAAGGUAAUCACUGUGAAAAGCUGAAUACAUGCAAACUCCUGGAGGAGUGGGUCCUGUAAGGUGAAGCUUUUCCUAAUUACAGCUUGACAAUGUGAAACAAGCCUUUAAUAAUGGCAUGGAAGAUUUAAUGUUAAAAUAUAUUGUUUUGGGGGCAGGGAAAUGUAGAAUAUGAGUGUGUUAGAAGGAGCAGCCUUGUGAACGACUUAAAAAUGAUAAUGAAAUUCUUCUUUAUUUUCCAGAUGUGUGUUAUCCGGAUGUACUGACUGUGAGAGUGUGUGUGAAUGUUUGUGAUAUUUUCUUACGACACCACCGCUGCAUUUUAGUAUUGUUUGUAUGGAGGACAGAGUGAUUGGUAUAAAUUUUUAAAAAAAGAAACUAAGCUUCAGUGAAACAUAUCAGCCAGGUUUUUAUUUAACAAAUGUGUUAUUAAUAAUAAAGUUUGAUAAACUUAAGAGAAAAAGUGAGUUU
Molecule: messenger RNA, 4309 nt
Organism: Melanotaenia boesemani (Boeseman's rainbowfish)
Lineage: Eukaryota; Metazoa; Chordata; Actinopteri; Atheriniformes; Melanotaeniidae
Gene: mboat1
Product: membrane bound O-acyltransferase domain containing 1
Exons: 13
Coding region: 216-1760 (514 amino acids)
Biological process (GO): lipid modification
Cellular component (GO): membrane
Molecular function (GO): acyltransferase activity
Source: RefSeq, a predicted model, not a curated record